Molecule: messenger RNA, 377 nt
Organism: Lecanosticta acicola
Lineage: Eukaryota; Fungi; Ascomycota; Dothideomycetes; Mycosphaerellales; Mycosphaerellaceae
Source: the annotation of a GenBank genome assembly
AUGCCUAUCGGAGAGAACAAGAAUUCUGGUGCUGAGGGCGCUGCGAAGGGCGUAACUUCCACGGUACAUCUGAACUCCACACUGCCCAAGAAGCCUCUAGCUAAUAUUCUUCACAGGUCGGUAACGCUGCAGGCGGCGUCUCUAGGACACUCGGCGGUAUCGUCGGCGCCGCUGGACGUGGAGUCGGCGACACUAUCAACAGUAGGAACCGCCCUCGUGAUCUCACGAUUCGCUUCUGACGCUCAUCUGAUGCUUGUGCAGGCACGACCGGUACCAAGCAAGCUGGCGAUGGCUUGAAGUCUGUCACCGAUGGUGUUGAAGAUGCUGGCGGUCAGGUUGGCAAGGGCGCGGAGAACGCUGGGCAGUGGAAGUCUUAG